Molecule: messenger RNA, 1203 nt
Organism: Blepharisma stoltei
Lineage: Eukaryota; Ciliophora; Heterotrichea; Heterotrichida; Blepharismidae
Source: the annotation of a GenBank genome assembly
AUGGAAUACCAAGAAGUUAGACAAGAAAUCUUGCAAUCCCACGGCUGGGAGCUUCCUGAAGCUGAAUACACCCAAGACGAACUCAAAGAGUUUUUCAGGCUUUCCAAAUCUCUCCCACGGCUUCCUGAUACUUUUUGUGAAAUUCCUCUUUCGACAUCCCAAGACUCAAAUCCAAGCCCAAGAGAUCCUCGACUUUUGGACAGAAUUUACAGACGCACACUAUACCAAGCUAAACCUUUUGGGUCUUUUAUAUACAAUUCUCCAUUACUCUCUAUGAAACCCCUUGAUAUCAUACUUGACUUAGACUGGACCAUGAUAUAUGCUAUACACCCUUCAAUGCAGUCAAAACCUCUUAUAGACGCUGAAGUAAGUAGGCUUAAAAGCCUCCACCCAGCCAUAAACUUUAUCCCUUUUUAUCUUCAAGGUAUCCGUGGGUACAUGAUUUUGGCGAUCAGGCCGAAUCUCAAAAACUUCUUAAAUUCCUUGCAGAGACUUGGAACACUUUAUGUAUACACCUCAGCUGAUAGAGACUAUGCCCAAGCGGUUUUACAGAUAAUUGAUGGGUCUACACGGUUUUUCGGGAACCGGAUUAUUGCGACUGGGCUUAAAAAAGAUGAGGCUCAUAUAGAAAAAUCAUUAGAUUUAUUAAAUUUCCCAAAUAGUGAAAAUGUUGUUAUUAUUGAUGACCAGGUUGACGUGUGGAGACGUCAAGACCAAGGCUGUAUAAUCCCUUCUAUGAGGUUUGCGCCUUGUUUUAGCGAAGAUGCAGAAUAUAUUAACAGCAAAGCUUAUGCGGACAGGAUGAAGACUUAUAAUUACUGCAAAGGUGUGUUUGGAUUUAAAGACGACAGUGUCCCGUUUAUUGAAAAUAAAGGCCAGCAGCUCAAUUAUAUACAAAGUUACGUGGCCAGGAUACACCAAGAAAGGUUUGUGUCAAUGUACACCAAGCCGACUGCAGAAAUUAAUAUGGCAUUAAGGAAGACAAGGUUUGACGGGCAGAAAUUUUCACUGGAACAAGUGACUGGGCCUGAAAGAGAAAGCAAAAUUGCAAGCUUAAGAGCCAUUAUUGAUAUGCUAGGAGGAAUGAUAGUAGAAGGACAACAAGAUGCUAUAAGAGUCGUGGAGACUGCAGAAAGCAUGGGCUUUAACACCAACUGUAUAACUACAAAGACGAUUAUUGACAAAUAUUUCGGAUUAAGCUAA